UGACAUUUUCCGCUAAUAUUGUGUUAGUGUAAAUUUUGUUUUUGUAGCCUUGUUACAAUAUAAAUUUGCCUUGAGCAUGUUUUGUAACUUGGAAUACGGUUGUAAAUAAAAGACUAUAUUACUGGAUUUGUAAUUUCUAAAUAACAAAGGAUUUAAAUAAAUACACUGUCAUAACACUAGAAUAUUAGUCAAAGUAAAAAAAAAUUGUAAUUUAGAAAAACAGCAAAGUGUUGCUUCUAAUUCGCAAAGAUUUUAUUAUCUAAAGCAUUUUUUACGCUUCCGCCAAACGGAAAAUUGCAUUAUUGAAACGUCAACAACAACGGGUAGAGAACGCCUAAAAUAAAUAAUAACAAAUUCAACAUUCUCUGCAACAAGUUUUGUACUGUGAAGGCAGAAAUUAGUUUUGCGUAAUUUUCUUUUAGCGCAAUCUAUAAAAUGUCAAGCUUUCGGAAACGGCAUGUGCAAAAACCAGUACCAGGCACACGAACUAGUCCACAAACAGGACAGAUAAUAACUUCCAGUGGAAAUCCAUCGUUUGAUGUUAUUUUUGGAGGUGGCUUGCCUGUUGGCUCAAUAUGUCUAAUUGAGGAAGAUAAGUACGUAACAUUUUCAAAGGUUUUAGCGAAAUACUUUAUCGCGGAGGGAGUGGUUUCCGGACAAUCGGUUUUGUUAGGAAGUUUGGAUGAUGAUCCACAGGAAUUGAUGCGCAAAUUGCCAAAACCACUCAAUGACUAUGAAGUGGAAAUUGAAAAAUCUAAAGAGCAAACUAACGAUGAGGCCCUUAAAAAUGGUUUACGAAUUGCAUGGCGCUAUAAUGAUCUUCCGCCAGUAAAUUCUGAACAAGUACCCAGUAAAAUAGGCCACCAUUUUAAUUUGAUGGAACAUAUGGACAAAAAUUUGCUAGACUUUGUAGACACUCUAUUGUGGAAUGGAAAUUCAUAUGUUAAUGACUGUGGGUUAGGUGAUGAGGAUAAUGUAUUCGCCGUGGUUGAUUCAAAUGCAGAGUCCAAAGACGACACUGAUCAAAAUACGACGAGCAGCAGCAGUGGAAGCAACAUCAGUUGCAAAGAAGUUGAUUUAGAACAGGAAAGAAUUAAUGUUGCAGCAGCUCUACUGGUUGGUAGUUCCAAUGAAAGUCCUGAGAUUCAAAAUACAACUAAAUUGCAAGUCAAUGCUGUGCAGAUUCCUACAAUUUCAGGCCAAAAACAAAAUAAUAAUUGUGAAAAAAUCUUCAAUAAUUCGAAAUAUCAACGUUUUCUUAAAUUAGUUCAAUCAUUUGCCAAGGAGGAAAAAUUUUCAUCGAGUGCAUUGGUGUAUCGUAGCCUUUGUCGUAUAUGUAUAACAUCACUGGGAUCGCCACUUUGGUAUGAUGAAGAAUUUCCGAAAAAUAUUUUAAAAUUUCUAACAGUGUUAAGAGGCAUAGUAAGGAACUCAGUAUCUGUUUGUUUUAUCACUAUGCCUAUGCAUUUGAUAUCCAAAUAUGAUGAGUCACUUGUUCCCAAAAUACGGAAUUUGGUUGACUAUGCAAUCGAAUUAGAAUCAUUUAGCGGCUCUGAACAUGAAACCAACAUCGCUUUUAAAAAUUACAGUGGUCUAAUACAUUUACACAAAAUAACAGCUGUUAAUACACUUACUGCCUAUAUGCCAGAAACUUCCGAUUUAGCAUUUAAGUUACGUCGAAAGAAGUUCGUCAUUGAAAAGCUUCAUUUGCCUCCAGAAAUGCAAGAAGAUAUCAAAGGAAGUAUGCAAACAUUUAGUUGCAGUGGUGGCUCUUCAGCCAGUGCUACCUCAAUGGAUUUUUAAGUGCACUGUUUUUUGCUAUGCAAAUUCAAUUUCGUUCAACAAAAGGAAAAAAAAAUAGAUUGGUUAUUUGUUACAGCUUAACUAUAAAAAAUUCAAAUAUACAUAAUUUUUUUUUGUCUGCAAUUAUAAAAAAUAAAACCCACAAUGUGUUUUUUAACCCCCAAA
Molecule: messenger RNA, 1968 nt
Organism: Bactrocera oleae (olive fruit fly)
Lineage: Eukaryota; Metazoa; Arthropoda; Insecta; Diptera; Tephritidae
Gene: Elp4
Product: Elongator complex protein 4
Biological process (GO): tRNA wobble uridine modification
Cellular component (GO): elongator holoenzyme complex; cytoplasm; transcription elongation factor complex
Source: RefSeq, a predicted model, not a curated record